AAAAAAAAACAAAUUAAAAAGAGACAGAGAGAAGAAAGAGAACCUCCUCACCUUCCUCCUCUCUUUGCGCGUUUUCUCUCUUCUCUCUCUCCUACGGCUGUUGAAACCAAUGGCAUUUCUCCACUUCGCCGGAAUUUCGAUCGGAAGAUGAAUCGUCUCCUUCGUCUCUCUUCGCUUAAUCGUCGAUCUUCUUCUGUCGCCGUCUAAUUGCAAAUCCAAAUCGUUUUUUGUAUGGUAUAGAGAUUUGGUGAAGAACUAGACGCAGCUUAGAGGAAGCUUUUAUAUUUAUUGAAGCUUAGGGGGAAACAAUGUCAACAAAGGGAGAACAUCAUACAGUUCCACUUUCUGUGUUGCUUAAACGUGAAUCAGCUAAUGAAAAGAUAGACAAUCCUGAACUUAUACACGGCCAGCACAACCAAAGCAAGAAAGGAGAGGAUUUUACUCUUGUUAAAACAGAGUGUCAACGUGUUAUGGGCGAUGGUGUUACCACCUUCUCCGUUUUUGGGCUUUUUGAUGGACACAAUGGUUCUGCAGCAGCUAUCUACACUAAAGAGAACCUUUUGAAUAAUGUAUUAGCUGCAAUACCUUCUGAUCUUAACAGAGAUGAGUGGGUUGCUGCACUUCCUAGGGCUUUGGUUGCAGGAUUUGUGAAAACUGAUAAAGAUUUCCAGGAAAGAGCAAGGACGUCUGGAACGACUGUAACUUUUGUCAUAGUAGAAGGAUGGGUGGUGAGUGUUGCAUCUGUAGGUGACUCUCGUUGCAUACUUGAGCCUGCUGAGGGCGGUGUCUAUUAUUUGUCUGCUGAUCAUCGGCUUGAAAUAAACGAAGAAGAGCGAGAUCGAGUCACUGCAAGUGGUGGUGAAGUUGGUCGGUUAAAUACUGGUGGCGGUACUGAGAUUGGUCCUCUGAGAUGUUGGCCUGGUGGUCUGUGUCUCUCAAGAUCCAUUGGAGAUCUGGAUGUUGGCGAAUACAUUGUUCCAGUUCCUUAUGUAAAGCAAGUCAAGUUGUCUUCAGCUGGUGGUCGACUGAUCAUCUCAAGUGAUGGUGUGUGGGAUGCAAUAUCUGCAGAAGAGGCUCUUGAUUGUUGCCGGGGGUUGCCACCUGAAUCUUCUGCGGAGCAUAUCGUUAAAGAAGCUGUGGGUAAAAAAGGUAUUCGUGAUGAUACAACCUGUAUUGUUGUUGAUAUAUUGCCACUAGAAAAACCGGCUGCUUCCGUGCCGCCUCCAAAAAAGCAAGGAAAAGGAAUGUUAAAGUCCAUGUUCAAAAGGAAAACAUCUGACUCCUCUUCUAAUAUCGAGAAAGAGUACGCAGAACCUGAUGUAGUUGAAGAACUCUUUGAAGAGGGCUCUGCUAUGCUAUCAGAGAGAUUAGACACAAAGUACCCGCUUUGCAAUAUGUUUAAGUUGUUCAUGUGUGCUGUGUGUCAAGUAGAAGUGAAACCUGGAGAAGGUGUCUCGAUCCAUGCCGGGUCGGAUAAUUGCCGUAAGCUUCGUCCCUGGGAUGGUCCAUUCCUUUGUGCAAGUUGCCAAGAUAAGAAAGACGCAAUGGAAGGGAAAAGAUCAUCGGGAGAUAGACAUAGUAGUGAAAGCGACUAGCCAGCAAUCUGCAAAUUAUUGGCAAAGCAACUAACAAAACAGUAUUGUGAGUAAAUUGGAGCAGUUCAAGGAUCUUCGGGUUGUAAUUUUUCACCCAUAGAGAGAUAUGAAGUUCCUUGAUAAACCACCAACAUUCUUACCAUUCUCCAGCAGACUCCAAGGAAGUUUAUUUAUUUUUCUCCCACUUCACGACGUCUUACAUCAAACUUGUUUCAAAGUAGAGGUAAUUCAUAAGUUCUUUUCAUUUUUCCUUUUCAUUUUUUUUUGUCCAUUUGUGAUCACUCUGUGCUUUGGUAUUUCAAAAAUGAGUAGAACUAACUACCAGAGACAGUAGCUUUAUUACGUCUGUUGAAAUGUUGAGUCGUUUAGGAAGAGAGGGUAAGGAAGAUAUGCAAGUAUGUGUGCAAUUAUUUCAAUGUAUAAACCGAAGACAAAUUCUUGAUAGAAAUCAAAUCAUUUUUCAUGUAACUUUAAUUAUAUCUCGUCUUCUACGCUCAUAAAUUUUAUGUGCCUCUCUCUCUUCCAGAGUUAUGUCUUCAAAGAUAAGAGGACUUAUAUUGUUUAAGGAACCCUCAGAAUUUACAUCUCAAAAUGUAAGAUGGAGAUUGUAGUAACGUAGAUAAGAAAAGUAAA
Arabidopsis thaliana (thale cress) is the source of this 2228-nucleotide messenger RNA. Its product is annotated as Protein phosphatase 2C family protein. Bases 309 to 1595 code for a protein of 428 amino acids. The record is from RefSeq and is marked reviewed. Gene Ontology annotation, molecular function: protein serine/threonine phosphatase activity. Lineage: Eukaryota; Viridiplantae; Streptophyta; Magnoliopsida; Brassicales; Brassicaceae. The transcript is spliced from 10 exons.